UUGGUUCUAGGCAACUGAAGAAACAGCACAGAAUGGAGCACUGGAACUCCACCCUGGGAGGUGGCUUCAUAUUGAUGGGGAUUCUGAAGGACAGCGGGUCCCCUGAGCUGCUCUGGGCCACACUCGCAGUUCUCUACAUGUUGGCUCUGACAAACAAUGGCCUGCUGCUCCUGCUCAUCACAGUGGAUGCCCGGCUCCAUGUGCCCAUGUACCUCCUGCUUGGGCAGCUCUCACUCAUGGACCUGCUCUUCACAUCUGUUGUCACUCCCAAGGCCCUUGUGGAUUUUUUUCACAGGGAAAACAGCAUCUCCUUUGGGGGCUGUGCCCUUCAGAUGUUUCUGGCACUGACGCUGGGUGGUGCAGAGGACCUCCUACUGGCCUUCAUGGCCUAUGACAGGUAUGUGGCCAUUUGUCAUCCUCUGAACUACAUGGUUCUCAUGAGUACGAGGGUCUGCUGGCUCAUGGUGGCCACAUCCUGGAUCCUGGCAACCCUGAGUGCUCUAGGACAUACCUUGUAUACCAUGCACUUCCCCUUCUGCAUGUCCCGGAAAAUAAGUCACCUGCUUUGUGAGAUCCCACCUCUUCUGAAGUUGGUCUGUACAGAGGCCUCCAGAUAUGAGCUUGUUGUGUAUGUGACAGGUGUGACUUUCCUCUUGCUCCCUCUUUCUGUCAUUGUUACCUCCUAUGCACUAAUCCUAUUUACUGUGCUCCACAUGCCUUCAAAUGAGGGGAGGCAGAAAGCCCUAGUCACCUGUUCUUCCCACCUGACUGUGGUUGGGAUGUUCUAUGGAGCUGCCACAUUCAUGUACGUCUUGCCUAGUUCCUUCCACAGUCCCAAACAGGACAACAUCAUCUCUGUUUUCUACACGAUUGUAACUCCAGCCCUAAACCCCCUCAUCUACAGCCUGAGAAAUAAGGAGGUCAUAGAGGCCUUGAAAAGAGUCCUAGGAAAAUACAGGCUGCAGACACACCCCAACUUCUAGGGAGGGAUCAUGGCUUGUCUCUUACCAUUCCUUCUCCAACUCAAAAUGCUAUACACAACCAGUCUUAUAUUUAGCUCUGUAUGAGAUAAUAUAAACACAUGAAAAUGUUUUCAUUUCAAUUCUGCUAUAUAUAUAGCAGGUGAGCAUAGGGACCUUAAGCUACAUUCACAUGGGAUAUAUCAUCUUCACCUUGGAAGCCACAUUGUAAAAAGAACAGAAGAAGAAAAGCAUGAAAUGGAUGUCCUCUGUGGUAGGACUUCAUCCUGACAUGAUUUUCACAUAGACAUGGUAGGGGACUAAGUUUUAAAUUCAGUAUCACAUAGCAGUGACAAACAGUGAUAGUUAUAGGCUGACCAAGCCCCAAUAAUCUGUUAACAUCAUAGGAGAAAUGCUUUCCUUUGAAUUCUAGGACAAUUAAUAGAGAUAAGUAUCUUCAGAAGAUAUAUUGGGCUUCUUGCUUAUUAGGAAAAUAAUUGUUCAAACAACUUUUCAGAAAAAUAAUAGAUUUGUACUCUGGACUUAAGUACUAGCCCAUACUAAACACAGAUAUAAAAAUAAUACCUAUGUUGAGAUGGUGAAAAAGGCUAAAUGGGGCAUUUUUUAUGCUGCCUAAAAUUAAAAUUAAAAUUAAAAUGAGUAAAAGAGAAUGUGAGAGUACCAGAUUUAAAGUAAGAAUUAGAGAUACAAUUAACAACAAUGAGAAACAUCUAUUAUGUGUGUUACUUGAAUUUUAAAAAGUAUAUUGCACAUAUAUAGAUAUGUUUUGAAACAUCAAAACAAUUGCAAGGAAUUCAUACUUUUAAGGUGAGUAUAUACGUAGGUCUGUGUCCACAGAAAGUAGAAGUAAAAUAUAUAACUCACUUUCUAGAUAUCUUAAAUAUGGUUUAUUUUAGCAUUUUGGAAAAUUUAUAACAAAAGCUGGGAACUUAAAUCUGUUAAGAAGCUCAAAAAUAUCCUAGCUCACAUAGUUGGGAUUGUUAGAAUAAUGCUUUGUGAAAACUGAAAACCCUUUUUUUACAGAAAUAAUCAACUAUUUAAUCUAUAAGGCUAAGCCAUAAUAUAAAAGUUAAAACCAAUCUAUAAAUCUAAACCAAGUUCAUUAUAAAAGCUGAGAAAAUUAAGAAAUUUAAAAAGAAGUAAAAUUUGCCUAUAAAGUUUUUCUUUCAUUUUUUUGGUUAUCCAUAUUUGUAUUUUACUAAAUAGUUAUGUGCAUGUUGCUUAAAGUCUUGUGUUUCUGACAUUUAAAAUUUAUUGAACUUUCUUCCUUGUUAAGAGAGGACAUUAUUGUUUUGGGGGUAGAGAGUGAGUGGCCAGGAGGGAGGGGGCCAGAAUGCUGAGUGUGAAUCUCUGCUCCCCGUUUAUCAUCUGUGUGUCUUUGGACACUAAAUUGAGCUAUUUGUUUUUCAGUUUGCUCAUCUUAAAAGUGGUCGUAAUAGUAUGACUCUUGAUGAUAUCAUGAUGUUUUUAGAAUGACUGAGUAAGAUAAGUGAAUGUCAAGUGCAUAGACCAGAGCCUGGAGAAUAGUGCUUAGAACAUGCUGGCUAUUAUGUGAAUAAAUAGUAAAUAGUCUUUAAAAACUUUUAAUU
This is a messenger RNA of Phyllostomus discolor (pale spear-nosed bat), 2569 nucleotides long. RefSeq names its product olfactory receptor 2AG2-like. Gene Ontology annotation, cellular component: membrane. The transcript has a single exon. Gene Ontology annotation, molecular function: olfactory receptor activity; G protein-coupled receptor activity. Bases 33 to 983 code for a protein of 316 amino acids. The record is from RefSeq and is a predicted model, not a curated record. NCBI's taxonomy places the organism in Eukaryota, Metazoa, Chordata, Mammalia, Chiroptera, Phyllostomidae. Gene Ontology annotation, biological process: G protein-coupled receptor signaling pathway.